CAGGUUGUGACAAUGACGGGAUAAAGGUCAGUAGCGCGAGGCGGAAACAACACCGAGGACCCGCCCACCUCCGAGGCCACACUCUUCGCUUCUCCCCGCUGCUCCCCGUUCGUCUCUUCCUGGUCCUGAACUACGUAGUACUUAAACUUCUGAAGAUGAGCUAUCCAGGAUACCCUCCACAACAGGGAGGGGGCUACCCGCCUCAACAAGGGGGAUAUCCGCCCCAAGCAGGCGGCUACCCUCCACAGGCAGGCGGCUACCCACCACAGGCAGGCGGCUACCCACCACAGGCAGGCGGCUACCCCGGGCAGCCAGGCGGCUACCCCGGGCAGCCAGGCGGAUACCCCGGGCAGCCAGGCGGAUACCCCGGGCAGCCAGGCGGAUACCCCGGGCAGCCAGGCGGUUACCCACCCGCGGCGGGCGGUUACCCUCCGGCAGCAGGGGGCUACCCCUCCCAGCCCGGAGGAUACCCUGCCCCAGCUGGAGGCUUCCCUCCUCAGGCGGGAGCAGGGGGCUAUCCGUCCAUGCCCCCCGGAGGUGGAGGCUGGGGUGCAGCGCCAGGUGGCUACGGAGCGCCAGGAGGGGCUCCACAGGGAUACCCAGCGGGCCCCGCUCCAGGCCAGCCCAUGCCAAACUACCCCGCGGCCCCCGGAAAUACCCCCUCAAUGCCCGGAUAUGGAGGUGGAGUUCCAUCCAACCCUCAGGCACCAGCCAUUUCUAAAGGGUACAGAGGUUCCAUUAAAGACUUUCCAGGGGCAGAUCCGCUGAGGGAUGUCGAGGUUCUUCGCAAAGCCAUGAAGGGUUUUGGCACUGAUGAAAAUGCCAUUGUGGAACUUCUGGGCAGCCGUACCAACAAGCAGAGGGUCCCAAUGGUGUCAGCCUAUAAAACAACUUAUGGAAAGGAUCUAGCAAAGGAUCUGAAGUCGGAGAUCACUGGAAACUUUGAGAAACUGGUUCUGGCUAUGAUUAAGAGCCCUUCACACUUUGAUGCGUCUGAACUCAGAGAGGCUAUAAAGGGCGCAGGAACUGAUGAAGCCUGUCUGAUAGAGAUUCUUUCGUCACGCUCCAAUGCAGAGAUUCUUGAAAUUACCAGAAUCUACAAAGCUGAGUACGGGAAGACCCUUGAGGACGCCAUCACCAGCGACACUUCUGGCCACUUCCGCAGACUCCUCGUCUCUCUGUGUCAGGGAAAUCGUGACGAAAGGGAGACUGUCGACGUCGCCAUGGCCAAACAGGACGCUCAGAAACUGUAUGCUGCCGGGGAAAAUAAAGUUGGAACUGAUGAGUCUCAGUUUAAUGCCAUCCUGUGCGCUCGCAGCAAGCCUCACCUUCGAGCAGUCUUCCAGGAGUACCAGCAGAUGUGUGGCAAAGACAUUGAGAAGAGCGUGUGCAGGGAAAUGUCUGGCAAUUUGGAGUCUGGCAUGGUUGCCGUGGUGAAAUGCAUCAAGAACACUCCUGCCUACUUUGCAGAAAGACUCAACAAGGCCAUGAAGGGAGCCGGGACCAAGGACACAACUCUCAUCCGAAUCAUGGUGACCCGCUCUGAGGUGGAUAUGCUGGACAUCAGACAGGCCUAUGUGAAGACCUACGGAAAGUCACUGUACAAUGACCUCUCAGGUGAUACCUCCGGGGAUUACAAGAAGCUGCUGCUGAAGCUGUGUGGCGGUAGCGACUAAAAUAAAGGAAAAUAAACCCUGCAUGCGGACAAACUACACGUCCACACUGAAAGCAUAUGAUGAGACCAUAUAUCACCUCUAUAUAGUUUAGGGUUAAUCUUCAAUCCUUUAUUAUUUCUUUUGUAAUCUUUUCAAUAUGAUUGUGGUUGUAUCUUUCUUUUUGCUGCUGUAUUGUAGUAAGUGAUUGCCAAAUAGUACAUAUAUAUAUAUUCAUAUAAAGAUUCCUUUUUUUAAAGAUGCCAUAGAUAGCUUUAAAUCUCACCUUUGAUUAAGAUCUUGACUAUACUAACUAUAUUAUAGAAGAGAGUUUAAAAUGUUAUAGAAGUCCUUAUUUGGAAAAAUGAUAGUUUCAGUAAAAUUCAUUCAUCUAAUAUUCAAAGUACAUAUAUUAGGAUAUAUUAAAAAAAUGACAAUGCGUGUGUUACUAGGGUCAUUUUAUCUCACCGCCAAGCAUUUCAACUGCUCAGGUUACUAAACACAAAGUUACGUGACACUGUUAUGCACGUUUUAGCGAAAUAUGACUUGAUCUCAAACAGAAUGGAUGUUCAAAAUGUACCUCCAGGCCAUGUUUGAUAGUAAAAAAUAACACCAUCUUGAAAAAGGUAUCUCUUUUAUGUGUCAACGUUAACUAACCAGAAUCUUUCUCCUGCUUGAUGGUCUAUGCAAUUUAGCUUUCUAACUUAAUCAGCUUCGCACAGCUCUUCGGUGAUGCUCUUGAAAUGUAAACCUUUCCAAUCAUUGUUUGCUAUUUACAGACAUGGUUUUCUUUCUGAAUCCUGAAAAGCCAAAGCCAUAAGAUAAUGUUGUGCCUUUUUGUCAGGGUUGCCAUGUACAAUGUUUAGAAGUAAUGAAUGUGUCACUGUGGUUUAUCUUGCAAAUAAUCUAUAAUGACACAGGCAGAAUUGCCAAAAUGUAAUCCGUACGUUGUGUACGCUAUUUUUGGUUCACUUUUUUUUCUUCUACUGAGUGUCUUUUACUGGUUUGUAUGUUUUGCUGCCAGUAGAGGGCUCUUCAUUCACCUGAAGUGUCAUUCAUAAUGUAUGCUGCCUGAAAAUAUUGAGUUUUGAACUGAAUAUCUAUUGCACCAUGUCUCCUUUGCAACCAUGCUCUGAUGAAACAAUGGUUAUAUUUCAACUGAUGCCUUGUUGGUGGCAAUAUUUUGCCACGUGACAGUCCCAGUCUCACUAACAUUACAUUAAAAGAAACAUUUUGGCACAUC
Messenger RNA from Pungitius pungitius (ninespine stickleback), 2895 nucleotides. It is a transcript of the gene anxa11b, whose product is annotated as annexin A11b. Gene Ontology annotation, cellular component: cytoplasm. Gene Ontology annotation, molecular function: calcium ion binding; calcium-dependent phospholipid binding. Gene Ontology annotation, biological process: cytokinetic process; phagocytosis. Lineage: Eukaryota; Metazoa; Chordata; Actinopteri; Perciformes; Gasterosteidae. The record is from RefSeq and is a predicted model, not a curated record. Bases 156 to 1676 code for a protein of 506 amino acids. The transcript is spliced from 15 exons.